AGCAUCCCUAUGAAGGAAAACAGGGAAUAAAGUAGUGUGUGUUAGCCUUUUUUUGCUUUCUUACUCUGGGCUGGGCCUGCAGGGAGGCUGGGUAAUUGCAAUAAUUCCAUUACAGUUAAAUUUGAGUCAGCAGGCAGGCAGCAGUCACAUCCUGCACCCCCUCCCUCUUCCCUUAUCACAGGCAACAAGCCUCACAAAAUCUUAUUUCUAAAGAACUGAGAAAUAAAUGUCAGGACUGCAUGCAGCUACUGUACAUUUGUUCUAUAAUACCACAUUAAAGGGAUGAAGCGCUUCAGUGCCUCAAUUAAGGAGCUAUGAUCAAUAAAGUGACCAUAAACAACAGCAUCAGUCAGUCUGAAGAUGAACCCCUGAUAGUGCUCUCACAAGGCUUACAUCUAUUUAUUAUAAUUACCUGCAAAAAAAAGAGAAAACCCAGUGUAACAGUUUUUGUUUUUGAAAAUCAAUGUGCUAAUCUGUGGGCGAUACAAAGAGAUCCCCUCAUAGAUCAUAAUUUGCUGUGAUCUUAAUGGUUAUCACCCCGGGACGUCUCUGGAUUUAGAUAUGGAACUAGAUAUCCGUGUGGACGUGCCACUGUGUUCAUCUUUGAAGCGCGUGUUUUCCCAGCUUUCCAUGGGUGUGUUGUUGUUGUUCUUUGUUAGUAUAUGUGGAGCAGCUUGAGGCACCCACCUGCCCCUCCCCAGCUGUGACAGCUCAUCCAUUUGAGUUAGACGACUGGGCUGGGAUGCAGCCCUGUUGGUAAUUGCCUCUGAAAUGAAUUACUUGGCAGACAGUGAGACCGGGGGAGGGGGAGGAAAUUGUAAUUGAACUGCCCCCUCACUCCCUCCCUGGUCCUUAUACCUCAAGUUAUUACAUCUGCAGUGCAGAAGGACAUUUUCCAUCCGCACACAGACACACAAAAUGCUCACACCCUUACAAAACCAAUUCUUCCCUCUCCCCUGCACGAUGGCCUCAGCAAAGCACCAUAUUGAUGCAGGGUGAUUUCAUAGAUUGAUUGUUCACGGGCACAUGCACACUAGGCCACUGCACACUCUUGCACUCUUAUUCACAGCACAGAGACAAACCCUCUUUUACACACUGAGUUUGCAUUUGCUUGUGCUGCUCUGCUCCAAAUACUCUCCUAUUUGAGGUGCCCUUUAGCUGGCCUUCCUAAUGCCUAAUGGGCUGCAGGACAUCGGAGUUGGCACAAACAGAAGCGGUGUUUAGUAUCUUGAAAGCCCUGGUUACCCCGUACACACAGACACGCACACUCAGCCAAGCAGUGUUAUUAAUAACCUGCCUGUUGCUGGCCUGCUGACAGUUAGAAAGCCUGAUGGAUUGAAAAGCACUCGUGCUUGAGGCGGCACAUUUGUGCACGCUGUUUGGUUUGUCUUUCAUUUGUUGGACAUUGCCUAAAUUAUGGAAGAAAUUUAAGGCUCGUCUUGUCCCUUUCACCACACGCACACACUGGCAGUCAGUCAUGUUUGGUCAUUUGGCCUUUUAAUAGCCAGGCCACUGUAGGCAGGGGACUUAGUUAACUGAGCCACCUACCCCCUACCCUGGUCAGAUAUGCACAUGUUUUGACUCCAACCUUAGCACACAAUAGGUGCUAUUUCUGUAAUGCACUAGGGUCAUGACUCCACUUAUACCCUCCACCCCUCCCCAUCUGUCUCUCUCUCUCCUUUUCACCCCUGCUCUUCAUCCGACACCGUCACCUACUUGCACAGAAUCAUGGCGGACAGAAACAGCCGGUUCAGCGUCAAGAGGAAAGAAAAGAAGGCGGAAAGCAAAACGAAUAGUGAGAAGGACAAAGAAAAGGAAAAGGUGAACGAGAAUACGGCAAAAAAGCCAGAAAAACCCCAGAAGAAACCAGAGAAGGUCCCUGAGCAGCCAAAGAAAGAUGAAGAGAAGAGGAAUGGGGAAAGUGAGGGGGCAGCAGGCGCAGACGCAAAAAGCAGUGAUGAAAAUGGGGAGUUUCAGCCUAUAGAACUGCCUCCGUUUGAGAUCGUCACAGGGGAACAGAUGAGCCCAUUCUACUUCAAGUUUCAGUUCAGGAAUGUGGAGUACUCAUCAGGGAGGAACAAAACCCUCCUGUGUUUCAGAGUGGAUGCAGCAGGAGGCAGCGCAGAGCCUCUGAAAGGUUACAUGGAGGACGAACAUGCCACCGCUCACGCUGAGGUGGCCUUCUUUGAACAGGUGCUCCCUAAUGCCUCUCUAGAGUGUGAUGUCAUAUGGUAUGUAUCAUCUAGUCCCUGUGUGGCCUGUGCAGCCAAGUUGGCCAGCGUCCUCCAGCAGCGCAAAAAGAUGCGUCUUUGUAUAUUCUGUUCCCGUCUCUUCGAGUGGGAGGAGCCAGAGAUAGUUGAAGGGCUUAAGGGUCUGGUGAGAGCCGGCUGCAAACUGCGAAUGAUGAAGCCGUCUGACUUCCUGUAUGUGUGGGAAACGUACGUGGAGAAGGAGGAUCAGAGCUUUACACCCUGGGAGGAUUGUCAGGAGAACUACAACUACUAUAUGGAAAAACUGGCAGAUAUCCUCAAGUAGAUAUGCACGGACCUCCCCACCGACUGAUCCACAAAUCGCACUACUUGUGAAAUUCCCACUGGCUGAAUGCGUGUUUCUUGCAGUCACACGGUGCAGAAUGUUGUUAGUUUAUGCACUCUUGGCAACAUUUUAUACUUUUUAUUAACACAAUUCAUGUGGAAACUUAAAAUGCUUGAAUUUUUACAUAAAUACAUCAACUAAUCAACAUCCAAGUGGUUAGAAAACGAAGCAAGAAGCAAAGAACAAAAGUGACAUUCAUCGUUACGGUAAAAAUAAAAAAAAAAAAAAAAAGCCUGUGUUACAUCUGCUGACAUCUGCUGCUUGCUCAGAGAACUGAAGAUCUAACUGAAGAACAACGAAUAAAUUCUCCUCCACGUCAUCGUACAUGUAAAAUAUAUACAGCAACUCAAAAUGAACAGUGGUUAUAAAUGAUGUUCAGCUCAUAAAUAAUCUUUUUUCUAUUUAACAGUGCCUUAAAAUCCAAAUUCAUUCAAACAAUGUGAAUUAAACGAUGCAUAAAUCCUCAACA
This is a messenger RNA of Haplochromis burtoni (Burton's mouthbrooder), 3064 nucleotides long. It is a transcript of the gene apobec2b, whose product is annotated as apolipoprotein B mRNA editing enzyme, catalytic polypeptide-like 2b. Gene Ontology annotation, cellular component: nucleus; cytoplasm. The transcript is spliced from 4 exons. The record is from RefSeq and is a predicted model, not a curated record. Gene Ontology annotation, biological process: cytidine to uridine editing. Gene Ontology annotation, molecular function: cytidine deaminase activity; RNA binding. NCBI's taxonomy places the organism in Eukaryota, Metazoa, Chordata, Actinopteri, Cichliformes, Cichlidae. The coding region runs from base 1729 to 2535 and encodes 268 amino acids.